GAUUGCAGACUACGUAUCCUCCUGACGGUACUUCCUUCCUCUCUCUUGAACACCUGGAGCUGUGUUCAUGCUCUUCAGAGUGGUGGAAUCUACUUACCCUUAUACUCAAUGAUGCUCCGAGGCUUCGAGUUCUUAAGCUCAAUUUGUUUCAGGAGCACUGUGUCCAACACGACGGGAUGGUUUCAUGGAACAAACCAAGUUUUGUUCCUGAAUGUUUGUCAUCUCAUCUUGAGAUCUUUGAGUGGAGACAGUACAAGGGCACAGAGACAGAGAGAGAAGCGGCAAAGUACAUUCUAGCCAAUGGGAGUCAUCUAAAGAAGGCAGCUUUUUACUCAGAAUCGGCAGAGAAGCAGGGGAUGUUGAAGGAAUUGGAAUGUGUGGCCAGAGAUUCUUGCACGUUUGUGUUUGAGUAAGCGCUUCAGCUGGUAAUAACUUGGAAUGAUGUGUCUAAUAUUAAAUUUAGAGAAGAAUGAUAACAAAUGAAUGUGGUAAAUUAAUUACCUUUUGAUGCGAUGUAAUAUCUAACCUUCCUUUUUCCUUAGCCUUCCCUGUAAAAUAAUAACUCGGAAUGUUAUGUCUUAUUUCUUCUUCUUC
Raphanus sativus (radish) is the source of this 594-nucleotide messenger RNA. Its product is annotated as putative FBD-associated F-box protein At1g50980. The record is from RefSeq and is a predicted model, not a curated record. The transcript has 2 exons. The annotation marks the transcript as partial. Lineage: Eukaryota; Viridiplantae; Streptophyta; Magnoliopsida; Brassicales; Brassicaceae.